Molecule: messenger RNA, 423 nt
Organism: Arachis duranensis
Lineage: Eukaryota; Viridiplantae; Streptophyta; Magnoliopsida; Fabales; Fabaceae
Exons: 1
Coding region: 1-423 (140 amino acids)
Molecular function (GO): DNA binding
Source: RefSeq, a predicted model, not a curated record
AUGUCUUCUUCGGAUGCAUUGAGUAAUACUCAUGAGAAGAGUACUCCAUCGGAAGAACCUAUAGGCACUAAUAUUCAAACUACACAAGAGGCUCCUCAAUCUCAACCUCAAGAACCCCCAACGGAUACUACAACUACUAAUGAAGGAACGACAAACUCUACAAGUGGUGUUCGAAAAAGGAAGUUGACCUUCGAAGUGUGGAAUCAAUUCAAGAUUGUGGAAAUCAAGGGAAAAUUAAAGGCUGAAUGCAAUUAUUGUAAAUCGAAGCUACUUGGUGACCCAAAACAAGGCACUUCGCACUUGCGUGAUCACUUCAAAAGCUGCAAGCUCCACACCACUAGAGAUAUAAGACAGUGUAUGAUGAAGACAACUCCAACAACUAGUGGGAAAACAGUUGUGGUUGGUGCAUAUACCUUCGACUAA